Messenger RNA from Linderina pennispora, 539 nucleotides. RefSeq lists its product as uncharacterized. NCBI's taxonomy places the organism in Eukaryota, Fungi, Kickxellomycota, Kickxellomycetes, Kickxellales, Kickxellaceae. The transcript has a single exon. Bases 108 to 506 code for a protein of 132 amino acids. The record is from RefSeq and is a predicted model, not a curated record.
CAUUUUCCGCACCUAUUUAGAAUCUAGAACCCAAGCAUGGAUACUGCUGUCCCACAAGGCCCUCGUUUUCGGAGGCGGCCACGCUCCCGGAGCUGACCCCCGAGUACAUGGGGAGGCACUACCCCUCUUACCUGGAGCUGAUCCAGGCGCAGGUGUUCUUCCGCCACGGCGAGCGCAGCCCCAUUGUCACCCGGUUCUCAUCGCUGUCGCAGUGGGCAUUCUGCGAGCGUGCAAACCAUCUGCAUUCUGAAUUUAUGACCGCCAUUGGCAAGUUUGUGCCGCGCCAGGAGGCAAUGCCGUCGCCAAACCCGGAUCUCAUUGCCAGCGGCCACAGCGACCCGCGCUACACGAAGCACACCGCGACACUCAAGUCUGGCAUCGAGUAUGAGCCGGCUGCCUGGUCACUGAGACUCACACAGGAUUCAAAGAAAGUAGUUGACGACAACACAUCAGACAGUGGCCCUGUGGCCGCAGCUGAGGAUUCGUGGGAGCCUACGAUGUGGUAAGUUCAGACAGGAGUUUGACUCGGUGCAGCGUGG